Molecule: messenger RNA, 1452 nt
Organism: Aspergillus terreus NIH2624
Lineage: Eukaryota; Fungi; Ascomycota; Eurotiomycetes; Eurotiales; Aspergillaceae
Product: phosphotransferase family protein
Exons: 2
Coding region: 1-1452 (483 amino acids)
Source: RefSeq, a predicted model, not a curated record
AUGAAUUGUCACUCGGGCCUCAGUUACCUCCACGAGACAGAAGAGGCUGUCUGGGUUGACAAAGUGAACGACGCUCGGGUUGACGGUCGCCUGUGCUCGUGGAUAUCGACUUUCCAUGCGUGCAAGCUUCCAUGUCGAUUGGAGGGUGGAUUCCUUAAUGGAUCCUAUAAUGUUUGCCAGAAAUUCGUCUUUGAAGAUGGGGCGUCUUGGAUACUUCGACUUCCUCGAGUCUCGAGCAUCAAUUCCCAGUAUGCCGAUGAAAAGACCAUCAUGGAGGUAGAGGCCUUGGAUAUAAUUCACGAGAAAACCACCAUCCCUGUACCGGAGAUCAGGGCCUGGGGACGCUCAGGGGAUAACCCGCUUGGGCUCGGCCCCUUCAUGAUUAUGGACUUUCUGUCUGGGUUAAGUCUUGACGAGGUUUUCACAGAAGGCAAAUCGAGGUUCCUGAAGGAAGACAUUAGUCCCGAAGAUAUCACAAUCAUCUACAGGCAGAUGGCCAAUUUCUCGUUGCAACUGUUUCAAAUUGACUUCGAUCAGAUUGGUAGCCUUCCAACUCGACGGACUGGAACUUCUGUGCCGGUGCGUCCUUUGACGUGGAAGGUUCACGAUAUCCUACACGAGGGUGGAGUGAACACUUUUGGUGACCGAACCAAGGGGUUCUCCUCGGUUGCCGAGUACUUCCAGUAUAUUAUUGAUCAAGACUGGCAGCAGCUUAAAAACCAGCCAAAUUCAGUCUAUGAUCCAUACACAGCCGCCAACGAGUAUACGUCCUUAAAAAUCAUCAAUUCGUUAAUACCGGAUCUCGUGGAGGCAGACUACAACCAUGGUCCGUUCAAGCUGAUUUGUGAUGACCUUGGACUCACCAACUUGAUCAUUAGAAGUCGCGAAGACCUUACCAUUGUUGGAGUGAUAGACCUGGAGUGGGUGUACGCAGGGCCCGCCCAGCAGUUUGGUUCAGCGCCGUGGUGGCUUCUCCGGGAUCGCCCUACUAAUGAUACGUGGGACUUUGAAGGUGAAACGCUGCCCGAGAUGACUGGCCGCUACAUGGACCACCUCCAAAUAUUCAUUCGAGUGCUCGAGGAGGAAGAAGCCAAGCUGAACUUCGGGGACCAGAACAAGAAGCUCUCUGAUCUUGUCAAGUGGUCUGUGACUUCCGGGGCCAUGUGGCUUCACAUGAUCCUCUCUAGUGGCUUCUUUGGCUCCCGUACUUUUCCAUGUGGGCAGCUACGCAGACAUCGUGGAUCGAAAUGGUGGACUGACAGCGUCCUCAGAAUUCAAGCUUCCGGCGAGGCGAAAAGGUUUGCUGAAAGUAAGGCUGGCCAAUUCGAACGCUACGACAAGGGUGUGGAAGAUAUUGAAGAUCUAAAGGCCUUGAUGAAUGACGGAAAGCUAUCGAGAGAGGACUUUGUGAUUCGUUCUCGGUCCAUUCUCUCUUAUUGCUUCGAGGGCUAA